Molecule: messenger RNA, 870 nt
Organism: Aspergillus novofumigatus IBT 16806
Lineage: Eukaryota; Fungi; Ascomycota; Eurotiomycetes; Eurotiales; Aspergillaceae
Product: translation initiation complex factor eIF1A
Exons: 1
Coding region: 430-759 (109 amino acids)
Biological process (GO): translational initiation
Cellular component (GO): cytoplasm
Molecular function (GO): translation initiation factor activity; RNA binding
Source: RefSeq, a predicted model, not a curated record
CCCCCACUUUCACCUCGCUCGAUCCCUAGGAACUCCUAUUUCUACCAACUUACUUGUCAUCGUAUCAAGAGGAGAAGCCAGCGCGGAUAGCGAGUCCUCACCAUGCCCAAGAACAAGGGAAAGGCAAGUUGUCGCUAUUACUCUGUUUCCCCCCGAAAGAGUACCCCGCUCGCGAAAUUUUUUCACUGUCAUUUUGCCGUAUCAGCCCGUUUGGCUGCGCUGCGCAAAACGCGGUCACCGCGGUUCAUGAAAUGACAGAAAAGACUUGGAUUUUGAUAUUGCCACGAAUUUCUUGAUAUUUUCCGAUCAGGUGCUAACUUUCGUCUACAGGGUGGUAAGAACAGACGUCGUGGAAAGAACGAGAACGACAACGAGAAGCGUGAGCUCGUCUUCAAGGAAGAAGGCCAGGAGUAUGCGCAGGUCGUGAAGAUGCUCGGCAACGGCCGACUGGAGGCCAUGUGCUUCGACGGUGAAAAGCGACUGGCACACAUCCGAGGCAAGCUGAGGAAGAAGGUCUGGAUCAACCAGGGUGACAUCAUCCUUCUCUCGCUGCGUGACUACCAGGACGAAAAGGGCGACGUUAUCAUGAAGUACACCGCCGACGAGGCCAGAAGUCUCAAGGCCUACGGCGAGUUGCCCGAGCACGCCAAGAUCAACGAAACCGAUACCUAUGGCCACGAAGGCUUUGAGGACAACGUCGAGUUCGACGAGGACCGCGAGUCUGAAGACGAGAAGGAGAUCGAUGUCGACGAGCUCUAAAUACCCUUCAUCCCUGUGCAGUCAACCCUGCGAGAGCCCACCGGGGCCCCUUUGCCGCCAACUCUGUUCUCCCGACCCCGGGAGGUUCUGUCGAUUCUUCUUUCCCUUGCG